This is a messenger RNA of Scatophagus argus, 5108 nucleotides long. Its product is annotated as vasoactive intestinal polypeptide receptor 2-like. The record is from RefSeq and is a predicted model, not a curated record. Gene Ontology annotation, molecular function: vasoactive intestinal polypeptide receptor activity; peptide hormone binding; G protein-coupled peptide receptor activity. The transcript is spliced from 13 exons. NCBI's taxonomy places the organism in Eukaryota, Metazoa, Chordata, Actinopteri, Scatophagidae. Gene Ontology annotation, biological process: cell surface receptor signaling pathway; adenylate cyclase-modulating G protein-coupled receptor signaling pathway. Gene Ontology annotation, cellular component: plasma membrane. Bases 87 to 1400 code for a protein of 437 amino acids.
AAUGAAGCUCGCACUCCUGCUUUGACCCAAGUUUCUCCUGUGAGGACGGCUGACCGAGAGGCUUCUUCCACCUGAGGAGAAGAGAGAUGAAAGUUUGGCUCUUCGUCACCUUGUGUUUCUCCACGUGUCUGCUCACGAUUGAAGGACGGCAUCCAACCUGUAACUUUCUGUUGGAAGUGGAGAGAGACCGGGCGGAGUGUCUGAGGAGGCUGAGGGAGGAGGAGGCCGCCAGCAGCCACAAAGAGUCAGGAUGCAGCGGAGCGUGGGACAGCAUUGCAUGCUGGGGGCGAGCUGAGAUCGGCGAGAUCGUCACCAUCUCCUGUCCGCGAGUCCUCAAGACUUUGUUUGGCAGAAAUGGUAACAUUAGCAGGAACUGCACGUCAGCCGGAUGGUCGGAUGUCUUCCCAAACAUCAACAGCGUGUGUGGGUCGGACCCCAACCAGGACAAGCUGGUCUUCUACGUGGUCGUGCAGACGCUGUACACUCUGGGUCACAGUCUGUCCCUGAUCGCCCUCACCACAGGCAGCGCCAUCCUCUGUCUGUUCCGGAAGCUCCACUGCACCAGGAACUACAUCCACCUCAACCUCUUCUUCUCCUUCAUCCUGAGAGCCGUGGCCGUGUUGGUGAAGGACGACAUCCUCUUCAACCGGAACUCGCCGUGCUCCAACCAGCCGUCGCUGGUGGGAUGUAAAGCCAGCCUGGUGUUCUUCCAGUACUUCAUCAUGGCCAACUUCUUCUGGCUGCUGGUGGAGGGUCUGUACCUCCACAUGCUGCUUGUCGUCAUCUUCUCCGAGAACAGACACUUUGUCGUCUACAUGUUCAUCGGCUGGGGAAUCCCCACCGUGGUCGUCUCUGCGUGGGUGAUGACGAGGAUUUAUCUGGAGGACACGGGAUGCUGGGAGACAAAUGACAACCGCAUACCCAACUGGGUGAUCAAUGGACCAAUCGGAUUCUCUAUCAUGGUGAACUUCAUCCUGUUCAUUAGCAUCAUUCGGAUCUUGGUUCAGAAGCUGAGGUGUCCUGACGUGGGUGGCAACGACCAAUCGCAGUACAGGAGGUUGGCCAAAUCCACUCUCCUGCUGAUCCCCCUGUUCGGGAUCCACUACGUGGUCUUCGUUUGCUUCAGUGAAUCCAUCGCAGAAGUUUAUAAAAUAUUCUUUGACUUGGCCAUCGGGUCCUUUCAGGGUCUGGUGGUGGCCAUCCUGUACUGCUUCCUAAACAGCGAGGUUCAAGGUGAACUAAAGAGAAAGUGGCACAGUAUGUGUCUGAACUGCCGCCUGAGCCGAGAUCACCACUUCAACAACACCUUCGCCUCCAGGAACGGUUCAGAGCACAUGGUGCAGUUUCACCGCAACUCCCGAACCCAGUCCAUCCUGCAGUCAGAGACCACGGUGCUGUGAGGACCCGAGGCACCAUUUUAACAAACAAAUACAGUCUCCAGGUUGACCUGGGUCGAAUACAUUUUUUAAAAAAACACACAUUUACCACAAACCUGAGGUGAAGUACCACAUGGGUGGGACCUGAACAGAACAGAUUUGGUUUUAGCUUUACAAAUCUCCUCAAGCCUUCAGCUCGUACCUGAAGUGCACCUGAGAGGUUCUGAUCCAUCCUGUGAGGGUGUGCUUGAGUUUGCUGCCAACAAAGAACCGUGUUUAUUCAGUGUUUUUGUGUCAUGCGUCUCGCUGACACAAGAAAAAAAACCUGGUCUUUCAGGCAAUCUUGGCAAAUGGGCAACCUCAUGUUGUGCAUGCAGAGAGGCUGUAUUUGGUAGCUGUGUCUGAAACAGCCAGCGGCCGUGCUGAUACAGCGGAUUGUGAGCUGUGGUAAACGCAGAGACCUCAGUGCCCCGGUCACUCUUCCUCCGGAGUCGCUCUUCGCUGUGUCGAGGGGAAGUGAGCAGUCCGGGUGUCUGCAGGGCAGGCCGACGCCACAAGCAGCACAGCGCAAACCCUGGCUUGAAGAAGCGUCACGUUGGUUCCUUCCCGUCCAUCGAUGUGCAGGCUCGAUGUGUGUGCCCUGCAGACGAUCAGCCCGUCCACUCAGCCCACCUCUGAAACACAUCUGCUACAGCCAGAGAGGUUAGUCCGAUUUCUGCAGCUCGCAAUCCGCCUUAUCAACAGCGGCUGUGCGAUUUAUAACACGACCAGGAAAAGACAAACACCAACACAACCAGAGAAUCCAGCCUCUGUGCUUUACUCGAACUGUUAACUGCUGAGUUAAUGUUUCCCAUUACUCGACAGUCUGAUGAACAGUGAUGUUAACUUCAUCGUGGUUUCAUCUGGACGUGCAUUACGCAGGCCGUCCUCCCAAAGACCAAAUCCCAAACGACACGUUUGCGCUCAAAAAACAAAGCUUGUAGUGGUCAGCGGGAUUCAGACUCGUCUUGUCAGGAGCAAAGGGUGAAACAGCGUAGCCUUGUCAGGCACAAAGUUGUCAGCCCAGCCAAGUAGUUCUUGUGCCUAAGCCAGACCAAACCUUAACCACAUCUGUGUCAGAUCAGAGAACAAUUGCAUUGUCGAGACACGGCUUUGGGAGGUGGUGACAAACGAUGCUGUCGAUCUGCCACGCCACAAACAUUUUCAUUGUCUAAUUUCAAAGACUUGUUGAGGCACAAAGAUGGAUAAUUUGUACUUUUAAAGACUGUUUCUUUGGCUUCACUCACCAAGGGUUCGCUCAGCCGAGCAGCAGGAAAGCAGACCUGCUACCCAGUACAUGCAUGAAGCUACCUAGUGACGCACUUUGUGGUCCGUGGCAGCCACACCCACCCAUCUGAUACUUGAAACUCAUAAAAAAAUCCCUGCUAAGAAAGAUUCACGAAUGCAUUUUGACCCAGGUCAGCACCUGAGCCAUGGUUGUCCGGUCUGCUGGUGAAAACACUGGUGAACAGCGUUGUUUUGUACUGACCCUUCUGACGAACUGCACCAUUUUUAAUGUACAUUCAAUGAACUGCUGUCAUCGAGAAGUGCUGUGCAUGCUCCAAACCCUUUACCUGUGCUACGAUGGUGCCGACACUGUGCUGUUACAACGAGAUGCAGGUGCUCAGACUGAAGAUGUCAUGUAAUUAAAAGGGAAUCACAACGAGUGCGUCCACCAGGAACUUCUGAUUGGACUGGCGACGUAAAACCGCUUGAACCUUGAUGUGUUAACACGCCAUGGGAUGCAUUUCACUGAUGUGCAGUUUGAACGGGUUUCAGCAGGAAGCCAGUGAGGGAUGACGUGCCACGACGAUGUGUGCGAUUUGUUUAGAAACACCACACACGAACAAAUUCACCAAAUCAGAGUCUGUUCAUUCACUGCUGCUGGAUUUCCAUCCACUCCCACCUGCUCGUGAAUCCGUUUUGAUCACUCCCGCCCACCGUGCUGUUUUCUCAUAUAAAUCCUCUGUGGCUCAUCCCACGGGAGAAAAUAAGACUCAUGUAACCAUCCAGGGAUGUUUUUAGUCUUUAGAAGACCGAAUAUUCAAGAGUUGGUUCACCGAGUCAAAUCGAAAAGGCUUGAAGUGAAAACAAAUGAUGCUAAAAGGCGUUGAGCUCGAUGAAACAUCAGGAAUAACAAAGUAGAUGUCAGCAGCGUUUAAAGAUCAAUCUGCCCCAUUCACAGUGUGUGAACACUGUGAAAUGUCAUUUCAUGUUGAAGUCCCUCUCCAGUCGGAAAUAUUCUUUAUGUUCCCGCAGCUGGAUGUUUGACAGAGUGAUGGGUGUGCAGGGUGGAGCUUAAACCACAAGUGGGUGGUGCUUAAUCCUGAAGUGGGCGGGGUUAUAUAAUUAAUUUAAGCCUGACAUUAUGUGAGAAGAGUUGAUCAGAAAUUGCUGUAUUUAAUCAACGUUUUUGAUCACAAGAGUAAGAAAACCAGUGAAACCCUGUGAGGAGUUGCAUUUUACUCGGCUGAUAGAUAAUCUGUUCCGGAUACUCGCUUCAUCAAACAGUCGCUCAGUCCUUGUGUGCAGGUGGCAAGAAACUGGAAACUCAAUCUGUUCUACCAAAUAUGUGCACCUGCAGUAAGCGAGUUUCACAAAGCUUAAGCACAACGUCAGUGUGAGAGCUCUGACAUUAAAGAGCAGCUUCACACACCUGGAAGUCUUCUUCUCCUGCAGUGAUGUAGAAAUGCACUCCAGGGCGUGUGAGUACACCGUGACAUCAGCGGUGGGUGUGGUCACAGGUGCAGUCUGCGUCCCCUGAGAGUCGCCGGUGGAAGCAGAAGCUCCAGGGGGACGCGGGGAAAAGAAAAUGACGACUUCGCUAAUCAAUAUAUUGGUUUUAGUGUUACGCCGCAGUUGCAUGAUAUUCUCAGUGUUUUUGCCUUUUUCCAUUGCUGUUGGCUGUCAACGUGUUUAUUGUAGAAUCUAACGUGAAUUUUGUCAGUGGACAAAACUUGCUUUGUGCAGCACGCAGUGUUUGUCUUCUACGUGUUGUAUUUAACUGACGCCACAGGACAAAAGAUUCUGGUGACGCUUGACUUAAGGCAUACAGGAAAAGAGUUUCACAUCACUGAUUAUCACUCAGUCACUAUCUAUAAAACAGUCGUCCCACCACACACACACGUUUUGCCCACAUUCACUGCAGUAUGAAGCAAACAUGGGAGCCCCGCAGGCUCCUGUAGGAACAUGACGGUGCAACAUGGCGGCUCCUUCAAUUCACACACACACUGGAGCUUUAAACGACGGCUUAUUGAUUUUCAGUCGAUCCACUGAUGAGUUAAUCGUCUCCUUCAGCUCUAAAUUCUGAUCUUCCCUUUCAGACGUGUCAAAGCAAUCAGACAAACUAGAAGGUUUCGAUGGCCGCCGCGCACACGUCACACAUUAUAAUGGGCUGCAGCUGUAUGCCUUAAGGAAGGUGCUACCAAAUACGCUACAAACACAAUGUCACCACGAGUCUGCACAGCGCGCGCACACACACACACACACACACACACACACACACACACACACACACAGCGUCGGUUUGUCGAGUCAUUCCAUAUUUACUGUUGGCUUCAUCCAGCACAUGUACCUGUACAGAGACAUCGUGAAUGUCAUGCAGACGAUGAUUGAUAAAGGCUCUGUUUGUAAGCACUGCACUGUGUGGGCGCAACUCAUUUCCAUCCUCGUUUGUUUGCUUCCUCACACUCU